Molecule: messenger RNA, 2340 nt
Organism: Emys orbicularis (European pond turtle)
Lineage: Eukaryota; Metazoa; Chordata; Testudines; Emydidae
Gene: NAALADL2
Product: N-acetylated alpha-linked acidic dipeptidase like 2
Exons: 13
Coding region: 4-2340 (778 amino acids)
Source: RefSeq, a predicted model, not a curated record
AAGAUGGCUUAUCGCAAAGUGAACGCAGACCAGAGAACACAGGGGCACUCUCAAUACCUUGACAACGAUGACCUCCAGGCCACCACAUUGGAACUAGAAUGGGACAUGGAAAAAGAGCUGGAGGAGCCUGGUUUUGACCAUUUCCAACUGGAUGGCACAGUUGAUCACCAUUCGGGAAAUUCACAAAACACCGACAUUGAUCUCGAGCCUAUUCAGCCCUCGGCAUCCCCUAAAGGAAGAUUUCAGCGACUUCAGGAGGACCCGGACUAUGUGUCACAUUAUACAAGACCAGCACCAAAGAGCAACCACUGCAACUUUUGUCGGAUAUUUAAACUAUUUUGCACUGUUUUGACUUUAUUUAUUUUUGGAAUUUUAAUAGGAUAUUAUGCACACAAAAAAUGUCCUCCUUCCCCCACUCCUUCAGAACCAAGUGACCCUCAUUUCUACCACGAUAUUCUCAAGGAAAUCAAAGCUGAAAAUAUUCAGAAGAUUUUCAGAGAUUUGAUACAGUUGCCUAGGAAAGAAGAAGAUACAGACAUUGCAAUGAAACUUCUGGUUCAAUGGACGUCUUGUGGCCUUGAAGAUGUUCAGCUAGUAAAUUACUCUGUCUUGCUUGACCUGCCAGGCUCUUCUUCAAAUACAGUAACUUUGAAAAAUAGUGGUGAAUGCUUUUAUCCUAGUGGACAGAAGUGUUACAGGGAGACCAAAAAGCUUCACAGCCAAGACCUUCUGUACUCAUACGCCGCUUACUCUGCCAAAGGAACUCUCGAGGCAGAAGUAAUUGAUGUGCAGUAUGGGGCUGUAGAAGAUUUAGUCCUGAUUCAAGCCAUGACAAAUGUGACCAAUAAAAUCGCACUUCUGAAGCUAGGACAAUCACCUUUACUCUAUAAGCUUUCUCUGUUAGAAGAGGCGGGGUUUGGAGGCAUCCUUCUUUAUGUUGAUCCUUGCGAUUUACCAAAGACUCAAAAUCUUAGUGAUAAAGCAUUCAUGGUUUCCCUAAACAAUGGAGGAGACCCAUCGACACCUGGUUAUCCCAGUAUUGAUGGAAACUACAGACAGAACCGAUCGAACCUUACAUCACUGUUAGUGCAACCCAUAUCUGCACUGCUAGUCAAAAGACUUGUUUCUUUACCUGAGGACAGAAGCAAAAGUGAUGGGUGUAUCCCUCUCAAACUGCCUGUGACAGAAAAGAGAAUAAUCAGUCUAAAUGUUCAGACAGUCCCAACAUACAAGACAAUUUCUAAUGUUAUUGGGUAUUUAAAGGGAUCUACAUUUCCCGAUAGAUAUGUCAUAGUUGGUAGCCACCACAACUGUGUAUAUGGUUACAGUGGACAAGAAUGGGCCAGUAGCACUGCUGUCAUCACAGCAUUUAUACAAGCCUUGAUGCUAAAAGUUAAGAGAGGCUGGAGGCCUGAUCGGACCAUUGUUUUCUGCUCAUGGGGAGGAACAUCAUUUGGCAACAUUGGCUCAUAUGAAUGGGCAGAGGAUCUCAAGAAAGUUCUCCAGAGAAACGUUGUGGCUUAUGUUAGCCUCCAUAACCCAGUAAGAGGCAACUCAAGUUUGCAUCCUGUAGCAUCGCCUUCCCUUCAGCAACUGGCAACAGAGAGACAGAGCCUCACAUGUCUGGGGAAAAUGAAGUGCCCAGGAUCCAAUGUGAGUUCUGUGCAGAUGCAGGGUGAUUCUGAUUAUUUCAUCAACCAUCUUGGGGUUCCCACUGUGCAGUUUUCUUAUGAAGACAUCAAAACAUUAGAGAGUCCAAGCUUUCUCUUUGAAGCUCUCUUUCCUGCACAUAACACAGUAACUGAAGAGCUGGAUCCCUUGUUCAACCUGCAUGAGACCAUUGCUAAGCUAACGGGAGAGGUGACUUUGCAAAUUGCCAGUGAACCGGUUCUGCCCUUUAAUGCCCUGGACAUCGCAUUAGAAGUUCAGAACAGCCUUAAAGGUGACCAACUAGACACCCGUCAGUUGCUGGCAAUGGCUUCAAGACUGAGGGACAGUGCAGAGUUGUUCCAGUCAGAUGAGAUGCGUCCAGCUAAUGAUCCCAAGGAGAGAGCUCCUAUCCGAGUGAGAAUGCUUAAUGAUGUUCUCCAAGGUCUGGAGAAAAACUUCUUAGUUCAACAAGUUCCUCCAGGGUUUUACAGAAACAUUCUUUACAGGCUGGAUGAAAAGAUGAGCCAAUUUUCAGUACUACUAGAGGCACUGGAGCACUGCAAGCUACAUCAGUCAAAUGAGACCCUUCAAGCAGCCUUGUCAAAGGUGCUGAACAGCAUCAAUUCAGCUCAGGUUUACUUCAAAGCAGGACUUGAUGUGUUUGAGACUGCCUUUGCUGGAAAGAAAUGA